Messenger RNA from Oldenlandia corymbosa var. corymbosa, 866 nucleotides. NCBI's taxonomy places the organism in Eukaryota, Viridiplantae, Streptophyta, Magnoliopsida, Gentianales, Rubiaceae. The record is from the annotation of a GenBank genome assembly.
CAAAAUGUGAAUUAAUUUCCAUUGUUCAAGAGAAUCAUAAGUCCCUAAAGCCCAAUUCUCCGUCCAAGUUCAUCACAGGCUUUUUCUCUAGCCAUACUCCUCAAUGCAGUAUAAAUAAUCCUCAAGAGUCACAUUGACUUCCGUCUUGUGCAAACUGAGAGUAUCUGAGUAGCGUAAUAAACCCAUUCCAGUUCUGAAUCUUUGGCCGGUUCCCGUUCCAGAUUCCUUGAAUAAACCCAUUUACCAUGGCGUCUACGCCUGAACCCACCUCAGUUCAGAAGUCAGAGGAGGAAUGGAGAGCCAUUCUCAGCCCGGAACAGUUUCGCAUCCUAAGGGAGAAAGGAACAGAAUUGCGUGGAACGGGAGAGUAUGACAAGUUUUUCAAAGAUGGAGUUUACAAUUGUGCUAGUUGUGGUACGCCGCUUUACAAAUCCACUGCAAAGUUCGACUCCGGCUGUGGUUGGCCUGCGUUCUUUGAGGGAUUUCCUGGGGCUAUUACUCGUUCUCCUGAUCCAGAUGGAAGGAGGACUGAGAUUACAUGCACUGCUUGUGGAGGUCAUUUGGGGCAUGUUUUCAAAGGGGAGGGUUAUCAAACACCAACAGAUGAGCGUCAUUGCGUUAACAGCGUCUCUGUCAAGUUCAUCCCUGCUUGAUCUAAAAAACGGACUAGUUACCAUGUACUUUCUAGUUCCAUUCCAUCUUAUGAUGAGUAGCCAUGUACUUUUUAUGACAGGAAAUGCAAUCUCAAUAAAAACCUAGUUUGGUUUUUCAUUCUGAAUUGAUCUUUUUCCUAAUGUAUGAAAUUAUGCAGCCGUGAACUAUUAUCAUUAGUUUCAAUUGUUCAAGAUCUGACUUUUUUGGUCCCC